Opisthocomus hoazin is the source of this 2679-nucleotide messenger RNA. The record is from RefSeq and is a predicted model, not a curated record. Lineage: Eukaryota; Metazoa; Chordata; Aves; Opisthocomiformes; Opisthocomidae.
AUGGCGGCCUGCAUAGAUGAGAACCUGGACAUGGUGAAGUUCCUUGUAGAAAACGGAGCCAAUGUGAACCAGCAAGAUAACGAGGGCUGGACCCCUCUGCAUGCGGUGGCAUCGUGUGGCUAUCUGAACAUAGCAGAGUACUUAAUUAGUCAUGGAGCCAAUGUGGCCACUGUGAACAGCGAAGGUGAAGUCCCGUCCGACAUCGCAGAGGAAGCAGCCAUGAAGGACCUGCUUCUGGAACAAGUAAAGAAACAAGGUGUAGACCUAGACCUGGCAAGAAAAGAAGAGGAGCAGCAAAUGCUACAGGAUGCCCGACAGUGGCUGAACAGUGGGAGAAUUGAAGAUAUCAAGCAGCCUCGGACCGGUGCCACGGCUCUUCAUGUUGCUGCGGCAAAGGGCUAUUCUGAAGUCAUGAGGCUCUUGAUCCAGGCUGGGUUUAAUCUGAACGUCCAGGACAAUGACGGCUGGACCCCGCUGCAUGCGGCUGCGCACUGGGGAGUGAAGGAAGCUUGCUCCAUCUUGGCCGAGGCGCUGUGUGACAUGGACAUCAGAAACAAGCUGGGCCAGACGCCAUUCGACGUGGCUGAUGAGGGGCUGGUUGAGCAUUUAGAAAUGCUGCAGAAGAAACAGACUGUGUUGCGAAGUGAGAAGGAGACGAGGAAUAAGCUAAUUGAAGCUGACAUGAAUGGCAAGCCUCAAAGCGGACUCUUCACCAACAAAGAGAAGAUUCUUUAUGAGGAGGACACGCUGAAGUCCGUGGAAAUGGAGGAAGAGAACAAGGACUCUAGCAGUUCUAGCUCUGAAGAAGAGGAGGAAGCUGAAGAAGAUGAAGUUUCAGAAUCAGAUGCUGAAAAGGAGUCAGAAAGGAAGGAAGAGCCCUUUGCCAACCACUCCAGUCAUGAGACCAGGCCUAGCAUCACCGAGCAAGUACCACCACCAGAGUCCAACUCCUUCACUGCAUCUGCCAGAAGAUUCAGUUGGCUCGGCAAGACGGACGAGCAGAAGGAUGAGUCACCGUCAUCGUGGCGGCUGGGACUACGGAAGACUGGCAGUCACAACAUGUUGAGUGAAGUCGCUGCUACUCGUGAGGCGCAGAGAGAUAAGACUUCCUCUAUCUAUCGUUCUUCGUCAAGUCCUCGAAUAUCUGCGUUAUUAGACAAUAAAGACAAGGAUAAAGACAACAAGAGCUAUCUUGCCACAAUAGCCCCCAGAAGACUAAGCAGUACGAGUGAUAUAGAAGAAAAAGAAAACAGAGAAUCAGCUGUUAACCUAGUGCGGAGCGGCUCCUACACCCGGCAGCCGUGGAGGGAGGAAUCAAAGGGAAGCGAAGCUCCCCAUUCUGGUGCACCUACUACCUACGUAUCUACCUACUUGAAAAGAGCCCCUUUCAGGCAACAAACUGAUUCUGCUGUAGAGAAAAAUACAGAGGGCAUCUCUGCUAGCACCCCCCUAGGUGUAAUCACAAAUCGUGCUAUACUCGGCUCUGCUAAUGGUAUUGCCAAUGCCGGUGCUGCCUCAACUACAGGAAAGGACUUCUCAGCCGAGGAAGCCAGGGAGCGCAGAAGGUCAUAUCUGACUCCAGUGCGGGAUGAGGAAGCAGAAUCGCUGAGGAAGGCACGAUCCAGGCAGGCCCGGCAGACUCGCAGGUCUACGCAGGGUGUGACGCUGACAGACCUUCAGGAGGCAGAGCGAACCUUCAGCCGGUCUCGGGCCGAGCGGCAAGCUCAGGAACAGCAAAGCGAGAAAGCGGAGAGCACUGAGCCCGCUGAGGACAGCAGCGAGAGACAGGAGACCCGCUCACGGUGGAGCAGAAAUACAGAUGAGGAGACUGUCUAUCGGCGAUUAAGGUGCCCAGUACAACCAGACAAGCCUACGACACCUGUAUCUCCUUCAACGUCAGCACCUCUCCUUUAUACGAGUUCCUACCUGACUCGAACAAAUAAGUAUCUAGGUCUUGACUCUGUGAACCCAGCAGACUUCAGAGGUGCAGCCACAGAGAUGGAGAAAAAUGAGUGUGAAGAUCAGGAUUUAGACGACAGAUCUCUGAACAAACAGUCCAUCCGAGAGAGGCGGCGGCCAAAAGAGAGGCGAAGAGGCACUGGCAUCAUUUUCUCAACAAAUGAUGAUGAUGAUGAAGUUGAUGGAAAUGAGGAAGUGAAGGAAACUCGGCAUGAAAGACUUUCCAGGUUGGAAGCAGCUACGAACCCUGCCGCCAGUGACUCCUCGUACAGUGACCGUGCCCCCAGCCGCUCCAGUGCCUACGCCCGGAGGGAGAACCGGUUAGCCGCCCUCAGCAGCAGACCAGAAGAGGAGACUAACAGGGACUACAAAAAAUUGUAUGAAAGCGCCCUGUCUGAAAAUCAAAAGCUGAAGUCAAAACUGCAAGAAGCCCAGCUUGAGCUGGCCGACAUCAAAUCAAAGUUGGAAAAAGCAUCCCAGCAGAAACAAGAGAAAACUUCUGACCGGUCCAGCAUGCUGGAGAUGGAGAAAAGGGAGAAGCGAGCCCUGGAGCGGAAGCUCUCAGAAAUGGAAGAGGAGAUGAAGAAUCUCCACCAGCUCAAACAGAUUCACACUCUGAGGCAGAUGAAUGAGCAACUGCUGGCUGAAAACAGGGCUCUGACCCGGGUCGUAGCCAGACUUUCUCUGCCUGCCAAGCCCUCCGAAUCAGAGGAGCUGUAG